Messenger RNA from Linum trigynum, 3172 nucleotides. Lineage: Eukaryota; Viridiplantae; Streptophyta; Magnoliopsida; Malpighiales; Linaceae. The record is from the annotation of a GenBank genome assembly.
CUUCGAUUCCCUCCCCUUCUUUAACGCACAAUGGUGGGAUUCAAAUUAAGAGUAGCAAGCUUAGCUGAAAGCGAGAAGCAUGUCUACUAGGACUGCUCAUAGGCUCGUAGAAUCUAGAGAAGGAGCCCUAUUGUAGACGACUUUGCUUUUGGGGAAUAUUCCUCUUUCUCGGAGUGAAUUCAGUGUGUCUUUCAGAAUUGUAAAAUCAUUAGAAACCGAAUAGCAAAUUGCAUAGGUCGCUCUUUUUAUGACGCUCGUGACACUACCUCGCAUUGCGCAUAACAGACUAUCACUCGGUCGCCUACAAGAUAAAAUAGCCACUUUGUUUACUCUUGGCUUGUGCAAAACCGGAGUUAUCCGAAUCUCACUAUUUCGUGUAUCUUAUCUCUUAGUUGUAUGUUUAGAGGGUCUAAGGAGCCCUCUAUUUAUAAGAAGAAAAAAUACAGAAUGUUCUCUUUUCGCGGGGAAUAAUGAUACGAGCAUGAAACCGGUGCGCGUAGUUAUAAAGUUGCACAACCCAGACAAGGUUAAGUUUAAGGAUAAAACGAAAUUGAAAUGCAAUCUCACACCUGAGAGAAGGCUCUAUAGAUAUAGGGUAGAAGCUUGACCACAAUCAAGGGGAAUUGAAAGCUUUUGUUGAGUUUUACAUGCUCUAACCAUAUAGUUGCUUAAUUAGUGAAUUCAUAAGUAGCUAGUGAUACCUUUAGUUGCUUGCCGUAAUUGCCACAUUGAAAGAAUAUGAUGAUCUUCCUCUCCCAAUCCAGGUAUGCAGAAGCCAAAGCAUUGAGAGAUCCUUGAAACAAAGGAACUGAAAACUCGAUCCCUCGUAAUUCAACAACAAUACCUUCACAUCCUGCCUCUGGUAGUCCUUCCACCGUAAUCAAGAAACUCGUGUUCUUGACGCGCUUGAUCGGGCUCUGUUGUGAUCAUCCUCUGUGCCAAGUUGUGAAUCCUUGCAUCUAAGGCUCGGUCUCUUCCAGUUGGAACGCCCUACUGUCGAUUUUCCUCAGGAAUCAUAUGGAGUCUUGUUGCAGGCUGCAAAAGAGCAUCCACCCGCUUAUUGAUCUGGUCGAAUUAAACUUGGAAGGUUGCGUUCAAUUGCUCCAUGAUAGUAUGAAACAGUUCUGAAGCAUUGAUCUGCUGCUCCGCCAUUGUUUCCUACGACAAAGAAUCCUACUAUGUAACACGAUUUUCUAUGGGGUCUUUGAAUCUCGUAUGAGAAGGAAUAGGCCAUCUUGCCUUCGUCCUCACCAUUGUGUUGAACCGAAGCUCUCAUACCACUUGAUAUGAGCACGAAACUGGUGCGCAGCCAAGACAGGGUUAUGUUUAGGGAUAAAACAAAAUUGAAGUGCAAUUUCACACAUGGGAGAAGGCUCCGCUUCCACGGUCGUGGAAUUGAAGUCUGUGGCCAUGGAACACUGUUGUUCCAAUCCCCUGUCGUGGAAUUGACUCCUGUGGCCAUGGAUUUUGAAGUGGUCUGCCCUUCUCGAUCCCGGGGGCCUCCUUCUUCUAGGUUCGAGGCGAGUGCUUUUGGGUCGCUUUAGAGGAUUGCAUCAAAUAAGUAAUGUUUAAUUAGUUAUAUAAUUAACUCAUAAUUAUAACAUAUUCUGCUAAGAUAAUUAAUUGAGACUAUCUCUCUAAUAUUUAUUUUAUUAAUUAUCCUUCUUAUUUUCCUAUCUAGAAAGGAUAUUGGAAAAUUAAUUCAAAAUUUCAUUUAUAGCUUUGAAAGCUAUUCAUCCCAACAAUCCCUCACUUGAAUAGUUUUGAAACUAUCUCUGUGCAUCAACACUCAUAUAAGAUGGGGCAUAAACUAAGGUAUCUUUCGGGUUGAACCUUAGCACAAUGGUUACACUUAUGAUUCAACAAGAGUGACUCUUAGUCUUGAACUCUUUUUCAGACAAUGUAGCACACCGAAUCUUUUCAUUGAGUACUAUUCUCUAACAGCCCGUGCAUUUAUGGCCCUGCACGUUAUCUCAAAUUAAUGCACGCUUUUAGCAAUUUGGUGCCUCGCCAAACUCCAUAAAAAGCAUCCCCACUUCCACAACCUCAUAGGUGAGUCUAUUAGAAGUAAUGCCAAAGCAAUGUACUUUAUUCUACAUGGAGUAUAGAUCUCAUUAAGAGUUACCAUUACCUCAACCUCUAUAAGCUUCAGAAAUUCAUGCUUCAGUAUGAAUGAUCUUUCUAUUAUACACAACUGGUUAUUACCCUUUGAACCCAUUUCUUGGGAUGUCCAGUCUAUUGGGCCAUGUUACCAUCAUGUGUACGGUUCUAUACGGAUAAGUCCCAUGCCCUUAGCGAUAUUUGGACUUUCUCUCUCUAGCUAAUCAUUUCAUUAAAUGAUCACCUACAUUCUCUUUUAAUCUUAAGUGAUCCACAUGGCUUGGUCUAACUACACAUUCCAAUUGGUAACCAAGCAUAACCGACGAUCGAAUGUAGCAUAGGGUAAGAAAGCAAUAAAAAUUAUCGAACCGCGGGUCUCCUAGGUAUACCUUACUUCGGCUUAAGGUUUCGUUAUCUUGCUAACCUAGAAUAGUGAUUAAGCCAACUAACCUAAAUACACUAGCCUAGUUAAUUACAAGUUUGGAGCUCUCUUAGGUUUGAAUAACCCUAAUUCCAUCAUUUGGAUCGAUGUUGAGUACUAUCCUAGCUUGAUUGACUCGCUACCCUACCGUUAGGGGAUAGACUUAAUUGGGAUUGACCCAGAAUGACAAAGUGAUGGAUGGUGGGGAGACUUGAUCUAGGGCACUCUAGGUUCUCACUUCGUCACUUUCUCUCUCUAAACCUCUAUUUUCAACUCAAGAAUCCGAAGCCAACUCGAUUCCCGUGUUCGGCUUGUAAGAUCUCGAGUAGGGCAUACCAGCUCUAAAUACCCAGUCGGGUAUUAGGGGACAUACCGGGUUUUUAGACAAAACGGCGCGCAACACAAGGGGAAAUACUCGAUCUCAGGGUGAAAUACUUGAUCAGGUAUUUGAGGUCCACCACUGGGGGGCCUCCUUGAUGGUUUACUUGGUCUCCUCUCAAUAUACCCUGUUGGGUAUUUGGGUGGUCUGACUUGAUAUUUUGCCUUCUAGCUCCACUUUUUGCCAACUCUCCGCUUUUGACCCAAAACUCGCUCUCGAGCGUCCAUUUUUGCUCAAGGUCCUGAAAUACAACAUAAAAGUACAACUUAGCG